AUGCUCAACUCAUCUCAGAGUCUCAACGUGUGGCACACUACGAGUUCAUCCGACACGCACUCUCUGCCAAUGCCGCCUCCCCCAGCCCCUCCCAUUACCUGGCUAGUGACCAAUGUCAACACAGCAUGUAGGUCGUGCUUCCUGUGUGGGGCAUGGUUCAACAACCCAGCGAUGGCCCAGCAGCACUACGAGGGGAAGAAGCACCGGCGGAACGCAGCCAGGAGACAACUACUGGAACAACUAGCUGAUAACCUGGACAGCAACCAGAACACAGGUUUGAGGAGCAAUUACAGCUGCAGUGUGUGUGAUGUCACUCUGAACUCAAUAGAACAGUACUACGCGCAUCUCCAGGGCUCCAGACACCAAAACAAGGACUCCUGAAGCAACCAGCAAACCAGGCUGUCGUCUUGUGAAACAGUGGACGUAAAGAAUCUAGCUAGCUAAAGCAUUUACUGCAAAUUGAAUGUACUGUUUGCCUUGCUGUUAUUUGCCAUGCAAUGUAGUGAGAUGACAUAACGUAGCUAGCUAUGUUCUUGUUUUUGGGCAGUGGGGGAUAAAAAUCCCUGUAUGCCUAUGGAUGUGUAGCUGUCUAGCAGGUCUGUGUAUGGACCCAAACGUUUGGUAUACAUAUUAGUUCAGAACCUAGAUAUGAACUUAAGCUAUCAUAGCCGGUUGUAUCAACUUCAAAACAGUCUGAAUGACAUUAAUGAAGCCUAUGGAUUGAGUAGAAUUUAAUAUAACUUUUUGCCAAGGAUGCAAGUCGUAUAUACAUGUAGCAUGAGAUCC
Molecule: messenger RNA, 786 nt
Organism: Oncorhynchus tshawytscha (Chinook salmon)
Lineage: Eukaryota; Metazoa; Chordata; Actinopteri; Salmoniformes; Salmonidae
Product: zinc finger matrin-type protein 4-like
Exons: 4
Coding region: 1-381 (126 amino acids)
Molecular function (GO): zinc ion binding; nucleic acid binding
Source: RefSeq, a predicted model, not a curated record